Sphenostylis stenocarpa is the source of this 207-nucleotide messenger RNA. The record is from the annotation of a GenBank genome assembly. Lineage: Eukaryota; Viridiplantae; Streptophyta; Magnoliopsida; Fabales; Fabaceae.
AUGGAAGUUUCGACCUGGGAACAUCAUUUCAGUUUGCGGUUGGGAAGGCAAGAAAGAGCAACGUCAGAAGAUUCUUCUUCUCAAAUUCAGAAUCACCAGUGCAGAGGGGAGAAUCUUGGAUGGUUGCAAAGACGCGCAAGAAUCCGGUUCAAUGUUAAAGCGGUUGAACCGAACCGAACCGUUUGGUGGAGUUGGGUUGGGAAGUAA